Messenger RNA from Asparagus officinalis (garden asparagus), 934 nucleotides. RefSeq lists its product as uncharacterized. The coding region runs from base 100 to 585 and encodes 161 amino acids. The record is from RefSeq and is a predicted model, not a curated record. The transcript has 5 exons. NCBI's taxonomy places the organism in Eukaryota, Viridiplantae, Streptophyta, Magnoliopsida, Asparagales, Asparagaceae.
GAGAAAAAUAAAUAUCUGGAGGAGGCGCGAAGAUAAGAGGAGGCGGUGAAACGGCGAAAUUCACAGGCCGUCCUCAGCUUUGGACGACCGAAAAAAAAAAUGGAGCGGACGCUGCUCACUUCCCCAUCGACUCCAUGCUUUCCGAAAAUGGCCAUUAGACCUUCUCAUUUCAAUGUACGCUAUGCAAGAGAUCAUAAUCAUUUACACGUAAGCAAGCAAAAGACUAGACUCAUCUCAUGUGCCUUACCCGAAACGGCUGCAUCAAUCGUGGUCACUGCUGUGGCUGUGGCUGCAUCAGCAACACUUCUUUUUAGAAGAACAAAAGCUUCUGAUAACUUAGACAACCCUACGAAGCCUUGCGAAGAAUGUGGAGGUUCUGGUAUCUGUCCAGAAUGCAAAGGAGAGGGAUUCGUGCUGAAGAAAUUGUCAGAGGAAAGUGCUGAUAGGGCUAGAUUGCUUGCCAAGAACAUGGCAACUCGAUACACAGCAGGGCUACCAAAGAAGUGGAGUUACUGUACAAAGUGUUCUUCAGCUCGGUCUUGUCGUACAUGCGGGGGGACUGGACAAAUCAGCUUAUCAAGCUGAAGUUUCAGUUUCACUUGGAGCAAAAUGUCAAGGUUGGUAAUGGGUGUGAUCUACUCCUCAUUUCUCCAAUGAUCACAUUGGAGUAGCAGGGCCAUGCGCUAAAGAUCAAAAGAAAUAUUUGUAGAAAGUACAGCAACCAGAUCGCGAGAAGUCUCAUCUGCUGCUGCUCCUUCCUAUGUAGAUUAGAGUUAUUGACAUCAUAUGCCUGCUAUCGUUGUGAACUUCUUCUCUAAGCUCGUCAUAUCACCAUCUUUUGUAUUUAUAUGCAGUGUUCUACAUUUCGUGAUUCACUAGCCUUCAUGCUUAUCAUUACAGUUCACUUUUUCAUGAUAAUUAUAUGUUUUCUGUA